This is a messenger RNA of Gadus morhua (Atlantic cod), 560 nucleotides long. It is a transcript of the gene ghrl, whose product is annotated as ghrelin/obestatin prepropeptide. The record is from RefSeq and is a predicted model, not a curated record. Gene Ontology annotation, molecular function: hormone activity. The transcript has 2 exons. NCBI's taxonomy places the organism in Eukaryota, Metazoa, Chordata, Actinopteri, Gadiformes, Gadidae. Gene Ontology annotation, cellular component: extracellular region. Bases 13 to 414 code for a protein of 133 amino acids.
CCCAGCCCAGCCAUGAAGCCAGAGGCCGUCUCCGUGAUCCUCCUCCUGUGCUCUCUGGCCUUCUGCUGCCAGCCGUCCCGGGCAGGCGUCACCUUCCUCAGCCCUGCUCACAAACCCCUGGACAAAGGAAAGCCUCGCGUCGGUCGUCAAGUGAUGGAGUUGGCCCCCCCGCUGCAUGACAGGAGCUACGCUACGGUAGGCGACGACAGCAGCCAGCGCCCCCUGCUGCCCUCAGACCCGGUCAGCCAUCUCUCCUCCCCCCAGCAGGUGGCGGCACCCUUCGAGGUCGGCCUCACCCUGCAUGAGGAGGAGUUCCAGGUCUACCAGGCGCUGCACCAGCUGCUGCAGAACAUCAUGGGAGACCCCGAUGCCACAGGUGAUGUUUUUUCUCGUUUUACACUCUCAGUCUACUAAACUCGUUCAAAUAUAAUAUAACUUGCAAAUCUUGUUAUUUACAAAAUCUUGUUUGUUUUGUUACAGAGUGACCUUCAAAGCUCUGGACAUCAAUAAGCAUGUUCACAUCAAUUUAAUAAUUAAAGUCUGAAAAUCUAUGCAAAUUA